Molecule: messenger RNA, 1047 nt
Organism: Salmo salar (Atlantic salmon)
Lineage: Eukaryota; Metazoa; Chordata; Actinopteri; Salmoniformes; Salmonidae
Gene: tsr2
Product: TSR2 ribosome maturation factor
Source: RefSeq, marked provisional
AUUUUCAAAAUGGAAGCGCAGAAGACUGCACGUGAACUUUUCACUGAAGCAGUGAGAGCAGUCCUAGAAACGUGGCCUGUUUUACAGAUCGCAGUUGAUAAUGGAUUUGGAGGCGUGUACGGCCAACAGAAGGCAGAUUGGAUGGUGGAUGUGGUCCAACAAUAUUUUCAUGACAACGCAAACCUGCAGCCAGAUGAAGUGGAGGACUACAUAGCAGACCUUAUGAACAAUGAGUUUGAUACAGUGGUGGAUGAUGGCAGUUUACCUCAGGUGGCACAGAAGGUUAGCCAGAUCUUCACACAGUGUCAACAAGGAAAGCUUGCGGAGGUCAAGGAUCAGAUAGUCAAACUUAACAAGAAGAGUGCAGAACGAGCCAUCGUCACACCUCAACCAAACGCUGCUGAUGUAGAGAGUAAUGGAGAUGAAACAGAGUUCAUGGAGUGUGAAGCAGCAACGUCAACAAACCCCCCGCGUAGUGCAGCACCCAAACAGACAGAUCAACCCCAGUCUCAAGAGGAAAACGAUGGUUGGACGACAGUAGUGCGCAAGAAGUGACACUACGGUAGAAGUACUGAGUGAAUUGGGAUUUUACUGCCGCCUAAGCUCUGGAAUUGCUUCCUAACACUGUUGCUGUUUUAUACGUGUCUCUGAUGGUUCUGUCAUAUUGGGAGGAUGGACAUAUGUUCUGAUGAAAACCUGGACUUCAUUAGGGCAUCUUCUGAGGAACUGUCACUGUUUACAGGGAUUUCAGUAGCAAUCUAUAGUGUGUAUGACUCACCUACAAUGCUGAUUAAGGCAGCCCCCCGCACCUCUCUGGUUGAGGGGUUGGGUUAAAUGCGGAAGACAUUUCAGUUGAUCAACUGACUAGGUAUCCCCCUUUCCAAUAGUAUGUAUUACUGAGUAAGGGAUAGAAAGUGUUCCUUUGCACUGAUCCAUGAUCUAUUUUCAUAUCAAAUUGAUAUUAGUCUACCUGCUACAUGUCUAUUUACAGUAUAGUAGUAAAAGUUGUUUGCAGUUCUAAAUAUUAAACUUGAAAAUAGCCAACUU